Triticum urartu is the source of this 2644-nucleotide messenger RNA. RefSeq names its product seed imbibition 1. The record is from RefSeq and is a predicted model, not a curated record. NCBI's taxonomy places the organism in Eukaryota, Viridiplantae, Streptophyta, Magnoliopsida, Poales, Poaceae.
UCGGCUGUCUCAACACCACAACCGCGCGCCGCGCCACCACACCCGCAGAUCCCCGCCGUCGUAAAUCUACUUACGUGCUUUGAUUGGAGGGUCGCGGUGCGGGGGAGGAAGAUGACGGUGGGAGCCGGGAUCGCGGUCCAGGAAGACGGCAGCCUGGCGGCGCUGGGGGCCACGGUCCUGACGGAGGUGCGCGACAAUGUGCUCGUCACGCCGGCCGCCGGGGGCGGCAUGCUCAACGGCGCGUUCCUCGGCGUCCGGUCGGCCCCCGCCGCCAGCCGCAGCGUCUUCCCCGUCGGCAAGCUCAGGGACCUGCGAUUCAUGUGCACGUUCAGGUUCAAGAUGUGGUGGAUGACACAGAGGAUGGGCUCGUCGGGCCGCGACAUCCCCGCCGAGACGCAGUUCCUGAUCGUCGAGGCCGCCGACGGCGCCGGAGACGAGCAAUCCGCGGUGUACACCGUCUUCCUCCCGAUCCUGGAGGGCUCAUUCCGAGCUGUACUCCAGGGGAACGAAAAUAAUGAGCUGGAAAUUUGCUUGGAGAGUGGUGAUCCAGCCGUAGAAUCAUUUGAAGGCACCCAUCUAGUUUUCGUCGGUGUGGGAUCAGAUCCGUUUGAGGUCAUCACAAAUGCUGUCAAAGCAGUUGAGAGGCACCUGCAGACAUUCUCUCACAGGGAAAAAAAGAAGAUGCCAGACAUGCUAAACUGGUUUGGCUGGUGCACAUGGGAUGCAUUUUACACUGAUGUUACCGCUGAAGGAGUGAAGGAAGGACUAAGGAGUUUUGAAAAAGGUGGAACAGCUCCAAAGUUUGUCAUAAUCGAUGAUGGGUGGCAAUCGGUCAGUAUGGACCCUGCUGGAAGUGCAUUCGUAUCUGAUAAUGCAGCCAACUUCGCAAACAGAUUAUAUGAUAUCAAGGAGAACCACAAAUUUCAGAAAAAUGGGAGGAAGGGUCACAGGGAAGAAGAUCCAGCAAAUGGCCUCGCGCAUAUUGUCAGUGAAAUUAAGGGGAAACAUGAGCUGAAGUACGUUUAUGUAUGGCAUGCGAUUACCGGGUAUUGGGGUGGCGUAAGGCCUGGUGCCGACGGGAUGGAGCAUUACCAAUCAAAGAUGCAAUACCCUGUGCCAUCACCAGGAGUCCAGAAGAACGAACCCUGCGAGGCCUUCAACAGCAUAGCAGAUAACGGCCUUGGCCUUGUGGACCCUGACAAAGCAUUCAGCUUCUACAAUGAGCUCCAUUCAUAUCUUGCAUCUGCCGGGGUCGACGGCGUGAAAGUAGACGUGCAGAACAUUCUCGAGGCGCUAGGCGGUGGCCAUGGUGGGAGAGUGUGUCUGUCUAGGAAGUACCAGCAGGCUCUAGAAGCUUCCAUCACACGGAAUUUCCACGAUAACGGUAUAAUAUGUUGCAUGAGCCACAACACUGAUAACUUAUACAGUUCAAAAAGAAACGCGGUUGUGAGAGCCUCUGAUGAUUUCUGGCCUAGAGACCCAGCUUCACAUACCAUACACAUCGCUUCUGUCGCGUACAAUACUGUUUUUCUUGGAGAGUUCAUGCAGCCGGACUGGGACAUGUUCCAUAGCGUUCACCCAAUGGCGGAAUAUCACGCUGCGGCGCGGGCAGUCGGCGGUUGCGCUAUAUACGUGAGUGACAAACCCGGAAACCAUGACUUCGAUCUGCUGAGGAAGCUUGUGCUUCCUGAUGGAUCGAUCCUGCGAGCCAAACUCCCCGGGAGACCGACCGGGGACUGCCUCUUCUCUGAUCCCGCAAGGGACGGCAAAAGCAUUCUCAAGAUCUGGAACCUGAACGCGCACUCCGGCGUGAUCGGCGCCUUCAACUGCCAAGGCGCCGGCUGGUGCCGAGAAGGGAAGAAGAACGUCAUCCACGACGUGCAGCCCGGGACCAUCACCGGGGCCGUCCGGGGACGGGACGUCAGCCGCCUUCUGGAGGUCGCCGGCGAUGGCUGGAACGGCGACGUGGUCGUGUACUCGCACGUCGCAGGGGAGGUGACCGUCCUGCCGAAGGACGCGGCGCUGCCGGUCACGCUGAAGCCGCGCGAGUACGAGGUGUUCACCGUGGUGCCGCUGAAGCGGCUGCCGAACGGCGCCUCCUUCGCGCCCAUCGGCCUGAUCGGGAUGUUCAACUCCGGCGGGGCGGUGACGGAGGUGAGGCACGGCGGCGACGCCGGCGUGGAGGUGAAGGUGCGGGGCGCGGGCACGGUUGGAGCCUACUCCUCGGCGAGGCCGAAGCGCGUGGCUGUGGAUUCGGAGGCGGUUGGUUUCUCCUACAACGACGGCUCCGGCCUGGCCACGUUCGAGGUCGGCGUGCCGGAGCGGGAGCUCUACUCGUGGACGGUCUCGAUAGAGUACUGAGACGAGAUCGUCUGCUCGGGUGACAGUAAGUUCAGACGAGGGUGUUUCUCGUUGCACAGAUCGAAUGAAGGUUUCUGAAAGGGCGCCGAAGCCGCGCCUGGGGAAGCUGCGAUGUUUGUUCUUGCAGACGUCACGUUGCCGCUAGUUUGUGUUGCCUGUGAUUUAUUAUUUGCGCUGAAGAGUACAUGUGCUUGACCUGUAUUCCCUGAUGGAAGCUAAAAAUUGUAUUGUGAUUUCUGAACACCAACCAUUUUAGUGCAGAAAGUUUUUCCUUUUUCUCUUA